ACUACGAGCUGGAAUGAUUAUCCAACAAGGAAUUGGCAAAAUAAUAGAAGACCGCUUACCUGUUAUAACUGUGGAGAGGAAGGAUAUAUUAGCACCAGAUAUCCCAAAUCAAAAUAAUGCGAAUACCAGAAAUUCGCAUCAGCAAAACAAUAUCAAACCAAAUGCAUCAAAUAGAUCAGCAAAUAAUGGACAAACAAACAACAAUACCAAUGCAGUAUUGUUGAUGCAGAUUCAACAGCUUACUGAUGCAUUACAAAAUGGAACAACCAGCAACAAUUCUCUCUUAGCUACUCAUGAAUAUCUGGCAGGUGAAAGAAAGGCUAAGACCACUACUCGACAUAAUCCACUCGAAGAAUUCUUUAAUCAAUCCUCCGAAGAGGUGAAUAAUAUUCAGAGUAGUGAACAACAACUACUAACUCUCAGAAUUCCAGAUAUUCAAGAGACAUUUUCAGAACUAUUCGAAUACUUCCAGACCAUACGAAAGAAAUUACAAUGUACUGAAGUCGACUUUAAUGAGGAGAGUGUCUACAACCUCUAUGAAGAACUAUCAGAAGAUGAUUCAUUGGAUCAAUUAAUGAAA
This is a messenger RNA of Ambispora gerdemannii, 580 nucleotides long. NCBI's taxonomy places the organism in Eukaryota, Fungi, Glomeromycota, Glomeromycetes, Archaeosporales, Ambisporaceae. The record is from the annotation of a GenBank genome assembly.